AUGGAUUCUGUCGAGUAUUCGGACUCGAAAAUGGAUGGAGGUGAUAGUGUUGGGAAAGAAGACCUUAAAAGUGCAACUCCAGUUUACAAUGAUUUUUCUAAUUAUUCGUGUAGCAGCAGACAAGAGGUCCCGGUAAUUGAUGGAAUGGGAAUCGGAGAAUCACCAAAUGAUAAAAGCAUGAUUAUCAUUUCUUUAGCCCAAAUUGAAACAGAAAGGAAGACAUUACGUUUGUCCUAUAGAAAGAUCUCAAGUACAGCUGUUAUGGAAUAUUCUUGGCAUGUCUUUUUAUCAAAACCAUUAUGGGGGUGUUUUGCUUUAGUUCCAGAUUAUCCCGAUAGUUCUGUGACUUUGGCACUUCUUCCAAAACUUAAGUCGUUUCCGGAAACGUACACUUAG
Molecule: messenger RNA, 396 nt
Organism: Enterobius vermicularis (human pinworm)
Lineage: Eukaryota; Metazoa; Nematoda; Chromadorea; Rhabditida; Oxyuridae
Source: the annotation of a GenBank genome assembly